AUGCCUGGCAGCGGCUGCUCGCUUCCCCCUCCGUCUCCCCCACCGACCCUCCACCGCCGACCUUUACGCCGAACUCGGGCGCGCGGCGAGCCUCGCGGCCUCGCCCUCCGCGUGGGGCCCCACCCCUUCCCGGGUCCGGCCCACGGUCGGGCGGCAGGCGAGGGUAGGUGCGUUUCCUGCCAGGGUGGCCGCCGCCUCUUCCCUCCAGUUCCCGGGUCUCGCCGUGCGGCGCGGGGCGGCGGGCGGCCGAGCAGACCGGGGCGCGGGGCUCCGACACCCACGCGCACGCCCCGGGGAGCGACCCCGCGACGCGCUCGCUGCGAGAGGGGGAGGCGGGCGGUGGGGUGGGUGGGCGCGCCAGCCCCUGGCCCUCGCGCACGCUCCCCUCCUUCCCGGCCUCGCCGCCACCUCGCUCCCAGGUCGGAGAACCGCCCUCCUCGGCUCCGGCGCGGCGGGGAGCGGGCAGGGGAGGGGGGCCGGCGCCUGGCCCGCCGGCGGGGACGGCGGAUUCACUUACACCUGACGUUGUCUCCGCCGGGCAGUGCGUCCUGCAAAGCCCGGCCAUCCGUGAAUGGGAAGAUGGAGAUGGAUGUUGAGGGAGUUUCUCCGCGCUCGGAGCCCAUCCCCCGCUCCCAGGGGGCUGGCGGAGCCUGCCCGGCGCCACCACCGCCGCCCCAGCCCCAACCCCGGCCCCGGCCCCGGCCCCAGCACCAGCCGCAGCCGCCGCCGCCGCAGCAGCUGGCUCAGGAUGACCCGCCCGGCGAGAGUGCGGGCGCUGAGGACAGCGACGAUCCCGAGGCGCGACCCCACAGCGAGAAGGGGGAGAGCAAGAGAUCCUCGGCCAGCAAGUCCUCAGGUGCCGCUUCCUAUAGCAGAUGGUCCAGUUCACAGCCACAUCAGUCUAGCUCCACAGUGAGAGCCUGUCAAACUAGUAAGUCUCGAGUGACCAUGAGCCCUGGCUUCAGCUCCCAGUGGAACAGCAGCCAACCAGCCUGGAAUACAUACUCCUUCCCAAGGGCCAGCUUGCACUACCAGUCCCACACCAGCUACACCUACUGUACUGGACACCCUGCUCCCUCAUGA
Manis javanica (Malayan pangolin) is the source of this 1083-nucleotide messenger RNA. The record is from RefSeq and is a predicted model, not a curated record. Lineage: Eukaryota; Metazoa; Chordata; Mammalia; Pholidota; Manidae.